CGCCGCGGCGCCGCUGCCGCCAGCUCGCGGGCGGCGGGGCCGCCGCGCAGGGGGUAGAGGGCCUCUGCCACGUGGUGAUGCAGCUGCACGGGAGGCUCCGCGCAGAGGCGCGGCGCGCGGAGGAGCUGGAGGCGCAGCGGCUGCUGCUGCUGGGGCGGCUCGAGGGCGCGGCGCGCGCGGCGCACGGCGCCCGGGGCCCCGAGGGGCCGCCGACCCAGUACGAGCUGUUCGUGUUGGAGCGGCCAGCCCUGCUUGACAUGAGGCACCUGGCCGCGCUGGAGGCGGCCGCGCACGCCGCCGAGGAGCGCCGCCGCGAGGAGCUGUUCUGGCAGUGGAUGGCCGACGUGCUCCGCGCGGCCGAGCCCGCGCCGGGGCCGGCCGGGGCUGCCGCGGGGGCUCGGGGAUCUCUCCCCGGCGGCUGCGACACAGAGAUCGAUGGCGCGGGCUUGCAGGAGAGUUCCAGGAGUCGCUGGGGCCGCUGCAGCGUGCUCUCGAGGCCGGCUUCCUUGGCGGCGACCCCGAUUGGAGCUGGCUGCAGGACGAUCAGUACGAGGCGGCCCGCAGCGCGGACGCGAGCUUCCAGGACAUGGACGACUUCCUGGCCUUCCUCCGGCGGCACUGGGAGGGCCGCAAGCAGCGCCUGCCCCCAGAGGCCCAGCGGUCCCUGAAGGGCCGGCUCCGCGCGGCCGGCGCCGCGCUCGACGGCGCGCUGCCCUCGCCCUGGCUGGCGGACGCCUGGCGCGCCGCCGCGGCGC
Molecule: messenger RNA, 755 nt
Organism: Prorocentrum cordatum
Lineage: Eukaryota; Dinophyceae; Prorocentrales; Prorocentraceae
Source: the annotation of a GenBank genome assembly